Molecule: messenger RNA, 1985 nt
Organism: Lucilia sericata (common green bottle fly)
Lineage: Eukaryota; Metazoa; Arthropoda; Insecta; Diptera; Calliphoridae
Product: myb-like protein P
Source: RefSeq, a predicted model, not a curated record
UUCGAAGUUCAGCUAUUUUUGCAAUAUUUUAUUUAUGCCCUUUCUCGCGUUGCCAAUAACAUUUAAUAUUAAAUAAAUUCUUUAAAAUUUUACAAAAAAGUUAUGUUUUUUACUUAAAUAAUCAACAAAUUAUUAACAAAUAUAAACAAAAUGUUAUGUAAAGCAUGUAAACGCAUAGCUCAACCUUCCGAAAUUGAAGAUUGCUUUGAAAAAGCUAUUGAUAUAAUAAAACACCAUUAUACUUUUUAUAAAAAUGCCCUACAACAACGUGACUUAGAAUUGCAACAAAUCAAGGAACGCAAUGAGAAACUUAACAAAGCUCUACAACUCCUACAAAAGAAUCAUCAACAGCAACAACAACAACCUGCCAAACGUUUUAAGUCUCAACAUAGUGAUGAUUCCUGGUUGGGUAAUAAUUCUUCACAGGAAGACCGUGUUACCUCAGAUCUUAGUCUAACCGAUGACGAACCUAUGGGUGCUUCCAAUCUAAAUAUGGCUCUUAAUAGCGAACAACUAUUUGAGACGUCUGCUUUAAGUCAAUCAAAAAAUGAUGUUAGCAUAACAACAUCAUCGGAAAUGGUGCCAAGUCCACGUGUAAAAGAGUCACCCAAGAGAAAUAAACAACGGGACUCAAUGCGUUGUUUGAAGGUUCACAAUAAGUCUGUGGAGAGAUCAAAAUCAGAAUGGCAUACCAAAGAUCGUAAAAGUCAGCGGAAAAACUCAUGGACCAUGAAAUUUUUACAACCGGAAAAAAUGAAAGCCACAGAGGAUAAAACUAAUGCGGAUGCAAAAAAAGCGACAGCCGAUAAGAGAUUAUGUUUGUCUUUGAGAAAACCAAAUCCCAGCAAAGUGAAACAGUCGCUGUUAAAUUUUAGUACAUCUAAAGAUGGAAGUUUUCGGGAGUCCGAUGUAGGAGAAGAUAUAAUCGAUGCUAGCCCAGUAGUAGUAAAUAAAAACUCAAAAGCUGGACGCUCCUGGGCUCACAGAAGCGGCCACAAUCACAGCAACAACAACAACACAACAAUAAACCCAAUAGCAAACGUAACAACAAACAAAAAAGAUGAUAAGCACGAUAUCGAUAAAACCCUAGAUGAUAUAGUCUUUGACUUUUCACCUUCGAAAAAGCCUGAUUCAACUUUGGAACUUAAUUCCUCUAAAGACUUACAACCUAAACAAUUGAAAUUUGAUAAUGAAAUCUCUACAGAUUGUACUGCCUUACCUAACGAUCCAAUGAGCAUUUCAACCAUUAAAAGUGAUACAUCAAGUGUGGUGAUACUAACGCCUGGUACACAGGACAUAAUAUUUGUAGAUGAUUGUAGUGAUGUUGAGCAUGAAAUUGAUACUAUGGACUUAUUGGCUAGCACAGAUAAUUUGGAGAAACUAAAGAAAUAUGAAAGUAAAUACAUACAAAAACAACAAACUAAGGACAUGGAAGGAUUUAAAAAGCCACAGGAUAAACUUCAAUGUAAUAAGGAAAUAAAACCUUUAAAUAAAAUUAAACAAGAAAAAAUAACACAAGAAUUAAAGACUGCCACAGAUAUAAAAAAAGAAGAGAAACCAGGUUGUAGUACAAGUAUAAAAGCACAAAAUCCUUUAUUAGAUGAAUUAGAUACAGACGAUGAAGAAGACUUUAUGCCUAAACCUUUUAUAAUAAAACAAGAAAAGGAUGUUGCGCCAACAACAAAGAAAUUAACCAUAAAACAACGCUUCAACAUAGACUGUGAAGAAUGCGAAAAAUUAAUCAACUUUUUAGAUAAAGGUUUAACCGAUGUACAAAUUCAACAGCAUUUAGAAAAGUCUCAUCAACGUCACUAUAACGAUAUUAUGCGUCAAAAUACCCCCAAAGAUUUUUGGAAUCCUUUCAUAUUAUCCUUUCAGGCUGAUGAUCCUAGGAAUGAGGUGUUAAUCGAUAAUCGUUUCAAGGAUAAGAAGUAAACAAACAACCAAGUAAGGCUUAAUUAUUAAUUAAAACUAUAUUUAUUUUA